Molecule: messenger RNA, 3837 nt
Organism: Yamadazyma jaroonii
Lineage: Eukaryota; Fungi; Ascomycota; Pichiomycetes; Serinales; Debaryomycetaceae
Source: the annotation of a GenBank genome assembly
AUGUUCAUUCAGACAACGGAGCUUUCUGAUCAUUCAAAGGAAAAAGAAAGUGCCCAUAAUACCAUUGAUAAGAAGUUAGUUACUAUCAAUGAGGAAUCUAAGUUAGAUGAAUUCAAUUUGAGUUUAAAGAUACAUUCUGAGGACGAAGAUUCUAUUGACAAUGAUAAUGUCAAGAAUAUCAAAUACUUACCCAAUAAGGAUUUCCAAUUCACUAAUAAUGGAUCGAUAAUUUCAUCACCCAAUUCAAUUCCCAAUACGUUUAAAAACAAGUCUCAUCCUAAUGCAAAGACUAAGAGUGAGUUAGGAACAAGUCCUGAAGUAUUAACACAAAGUCCUCAAUUUAAACCUCCAAUAAUAAGGAAAAUAUCCACACAUAAUGAUGACAUUGAUGAUUUGGCGCAACAUUUAAAUGAUGAACCUAUUAAAACUUCAACUAUCAAUAAAUUAGAUAAUGAAAAGUUCAAUAAGACUCCUGAUUGGAUGCCAUCUGAAUUGAAUGAGAAAUGGAUAGAUGAUUUCAGUUCAUCUGUACGUAUAACUAAGAAAUCAUCUGAUUUAAAUAUACCCAAUUUCAAUUUAAAUUCUGGUUCAAAUUCCAUAAUUCAUAAUUCCAAUUCAAUCAAAACUCCUAUUUGGAAGAAAGUCAAACAAGAUUAUGAAGAAAAUCAACCAAAUUUACAACAUUUCUUUAACAAUAUCGAUAAAUCGAAUUCAAUGUCUUCAACUUUAUCAACACCUUACAACACCAAUUCUCAUUUAAGACAUCCUUAUAGGAAUAUUAAUAAUAAUACCCAGCAAAAUCAAGAUACUGAUAAUGAUGAAAAGAUAAAUUUGACUAAAGUACAAGUUGAUGAGUUGAAAGAGAUUUUAAAAGAUAAACCUGAUGAUUAUUUAAUUGAGAUUUCUAAUGCUUCACCAUUAAAAUUAUUUGGUAAUAAUUACAAUACUUUCACUAAAGGGAAAUUAAAUGAGAUAAUAUCAAAUUUGAAAGCACCAACUUUCAAUUUGGAUUUAAAUCAAGCACUUCAAAACUCAAAUGAACCGGUAAAGGAACCAGAAUCUGAAGAAAUCGAAGAAAUCGAGGAAGAGGUAGAAGAAGUUGAAGAGCUAGUGAAAGAGGAAAAGAGGUCUGAAGAUGAAAAAGAAAAUGCAUUUUUAUCUUCAUCCAUACCCAAAUUGAAAACUAAUAAGUACGACAACAAUGACAUAGAAGAGAAAUUCAGACUUAAAGCUAAUAAUAUUUUCGAUAACAUUCAAAAAAGGGGACAAUUUCUUAAUCAGCAUAGGUCAGUUAGUUCGAUGAGAAGUCCUUAUAGCAGAUCAGCUUCAGGAACCAUUGGGACUAAUACCAUAAUACCGAGUAAUGCCACCGCUACAUCAACACCUAAAGUUAACAAAGUUAAUACUUUAGAUGAAUUGAAUGAAUACUCCUCAUUCACUAGCGGAUUUAAUCAAGAUACCACCCAAUUCCAACAAAAUACUAAUGAUUAUACCUCAUUUAGUGAGUCUAUUGUAUCAUCUAAAAGUGCAUCGGUACAAUCUGAACAUAAUUUCAUCAACAACUCCAAUGUAAAUUCCAUGAGAUCCCAUUUGAAUGAUAUGACCAACAGUGAUGUUUCCAAUUCAAGACUUGACACAAUGUCGAAUUUUUCCAAUCAAUCACCAAAAUUAUCACCCAAUAACUUGAAAUCAUUACAAGAUCAACUUUCCAAGAAAAGUUCGUAUACUUUUGAUGAGGAAAGUAUCAAUCGAAGUACAAAUUCACAUAAUGAUGAAUUGAAAAACAAGAUCAAGGAAUUAGAAGCUACCGUUAACAGUUUCAAAAUAUACUCGAAAAACAUGGAAAGUCUUAUCGAUGAAAACAACAAUUUAAGAAAUGAAUUGAGCCAUCAAAUUCUGAAGAAUGAAUUUCCAGAGAAUUCUUUAGAGAUUGAUGAUUAUGAUUUUACUAAUGAUCAAUCCAUUCAUGAUUUCAAAUUGAAAAGAAUCAGCCAAUUGAAAUUACAAGCUAAGAAUAACAUCCCUCAUGCUGGGAAUUUGAAACCUAAUAUGAAUUUACCUAAUUAUUAUGAUAACAUGGUACUCGAUGAAGAAAAUCAUAGAUGGAUAAUGAAGGAUACAGAUAACUUUCAUGAUACGCUUGAAUCUAUUGAGGAUUUAAUAUCUGAACAAGAAGAGGAAGAUGAACAACAAGAAGAAGAUGAAGACGAAGAAGAGGAAGAAGAAGAUUCAAUUUUCCAAGAUUCUGAUCCUGAAAUCGAUGAUUCCAUCAUAUCUAAAAAUCAUUCCAAGAACGUAUCUUUCCACUUACCUCAUUCCAACCAAGUUAAUAUCAGUCCAUUACCGCAAGAUAUCACAAGAUUAUCACAAAUUGAUGAGUUGUCAUUCAGUCAACAACAGAAAAAAUUAGUUUCAAUCAUCACUGAUGCAUUGAUGGAAAUAAAUAACAAUAAGAACUGGAAUCAAAUUGAAGAAAUCGAUUUAGAAGAUUUACAAUUGACCAAUAUUAAAGAUUUGAAACACUUCUUACCUAAUUUGAUUAGGUUGAAUCUUUCCAAUAACAAUGUCAAAUUCUUGAAAGGGUUGCCUUUGAAUUUAUUAAAUUUAAAUUUGAACAACAAUGAUAUCAAGAACCUUACUUCUUUUAAUGAUUUCACCAAUUUACAAAACUUAUCGUUAUCCAAUAAUCAUCUAGUGAAUUGCAAUAAUUUACAGAGAAAUAUUCAUUUGAUUAAACUUAACUUGUCCAAUAAUAACUUGACCAACAUUGAUGGGUUAAGGAAAUUAAGUAAUCUCAUUGAACUAGAUUUAUCCCUGAACAACUUGAAAGAUGACAUCGAUUUCAGUAAAUUCAAUUUUGAAAACCUUCAGAUUUUGAAUAUGGCUGAGAACCAAAUUGUCAGUGUAAACAAUUUACAAAAUUUGAAGAAUUUAAGAGUCUUGAAUGUCAAUGAAAAUAAUUUACAAACACUUCAUUGUAAAGGUAAACACCCACAUUUAAAGAAAUUGUUAAUCAAGUUCAAUAAAUUAAAAUCCAUCAACUUUUCCAAUUUUCCAUACUUGAGAAUUUUAAGAAUUGAUGGUAAUGAUUUCCAAGAAGUUAGAGGGAAAUUGAAAUAUAUUGACGAAAUAUCAUGUAAAUCACAAUCUGAUUUAAUGCUUAAUAAACUAAAUGAAUUUCAAACUUUAAAAUCAUUGGAUUUAUCAGGUAAUCUCGAUUAUUUCAGUCACAUGACCACCACAUUCCCAAAUUUGAAUAAAUUGAAUUUAUCUGCCAUAAAUUUAACAAAUUUAAAUAUCAAUUUUAAUGAAAUAUUCCCUAAUUUGAUUGAACUUAAUUUAAACUUCAAUAAAUUGAAUAGUUUGGAAUUUUUAAAAGAUUUAAAAUUCUUGAAAAGAAUUUAUUUGGUCAGUAACAAUUUGACUAAAAUUGAAGAGAUCAUUAAAAAUUUGAGAAACUCCAGAUUAAGUUUGAAAGUUCUUGAUUUCAGAUUGAAUUCUUUGAAUUUGGAAUUUUAUCCUUAUGUAUUCAAUCCUCAAGAAUUGGAGAUAAAUAGUGAGUCCAUGAUAAAUGAGAAUUUUGAGAAUUUAAUUCAACUUGAAACUCUUGAUGAUAUUGAGAACUUUGCUAUUCAUUAUGAAUCAUUGAAUAAUAAUCCUAAUGAUUGGGAAUCAAGAAAUGAAACUUUCAUCAAGAAUUUGAAGCAUAAUAAGUAUAAAAAGCGUUUGAAUUAUCAAACUUUAUUAAUUAAUUAUUUCCCCAAUCUAAAGAAACUUGAUGGUUCUAUGAUAGAUAACGACAAACGAAUGGAAUUCGAGAUUAACUUGAAGAAAUAA